Molecule: messenger RNA, 1849 nt
Organism: Dichomitus squalens LYAD-421 SS1
Lineage: Eukaryota; Fungi; Basidiomycota; Agaricomycetes; Polyporales; Polyporaceae
Product: cyclin-domain-containing protein
Exons: 2
Coding region: 37-1503 (488 amino acids)
Biological process (GO): regulation of cyclin-dependent protein serine/threonine kinase activity
Cellular component (GO): cyclin-dependent protein kinase holoenzyme complex; nucleus
Molecular function (GO): protein kinase binding; cyclin-dependent protein serine/threonine kinase regulator activity
Source: RefSeq, a predicted model, not a curated record
ACUGCAAGCAACCCUUGCCCCUUCUACGCUCUGAAUAUGCUUGCUCUGGCGCCCCAACCGAUGCAUACACCUGUAGAUGUCCCUCAUAGAACGCAGCCACCUACCCCAAGCUCGUCGACAAGACCCCCGUUCCGCAAAGUUACCCCCUCCUACACGUCUGCGUCCUCCUCGAGCCAUUCUGCUCAAACUAGUCAUUCUGGAUCCUACUCGUCGCAUUCUGCGCCCUUGGAGCCUACUUCCUCCUCCCGACGCUCCACGCCACAGCGGACACCCUCAUUUGUGUCGAGCGCUCGCCCCUCGGUCUACGAUGGGCAUGAGGACGACCCUUCAACACCACCAGGCUCCGAGUCAGAAGACAACGAGCCGGAGUCGAGCGUCCAGUCCGCCUCCUCCGAAGUGGACAUUCACGCGUACGACUCCACCACAUUGUUACGGCUCCUAGCCAACGCGUUGACCGAGAUCGCGACCAUGAACACCGAUCGCGACCACUCGGAACCAUAUCUCUCCUCCGCCCAUUCACAUACCAGCCCUUCAGAGCCGCAUCCACCAAUUUGGCGAACAUUGACUACAGCCUCUCGUCACGCCCUUUCCACCGCCUCCUCUCUCUCCUUCCACGCCCGUAAUGUUCCUACGAUCGCGCUCGAAGCAUACCUCACCCGCAUUCAGAAGUACUGCCCCGCGAGCAACGAAGUGUUCCUAUCGCUGCUCGUCUACUUCGAUAGGAUGAUGAAAUUGGCGAAGGAGUCUUGUGGAAAGGUGUUCGCGAUUGACAUGUACAACGUGCACCGGCUCGUCAUCGCCGGUGUAACGGUGGCGAGCAAGUUCUUCAGUGACGUCUUCUAUACCAAUUCGCGGUAUGCGAAGGUCGGCGGUCUCCCAUUGACCGAGCUCAACCAGUUGGAACUUCAGUUCCUACUCUUGAACAACUUUCAUUUGAUGAUCUCCCAAGACGAGAUGCAGUUCUAUGCAAGCAAAUUGCUACAACAGUCUCAAGUACCCCCUGGUGUUUCCCUCAUCCCCUUCCUUCCCGACUCCUCCUCGUCUGUGCCGCACGAUUUUCGUCGUUCUCCUAUCGGCCCUGUGAAGUACUUCGCAACGCUGGACGGGUAUGUCGCCAAUCUCCACGCACGAGCGCCCUCAACCCAACGCGAUUCCGGCACCCAUUACUCCGCUCCUCCAAACACCUCAUCUUCAUCGCGAACAGCGUCGGGCUAUCGGAGAUCAACUAGCUCCUAUUCUACGUCAUCCGCCUCGGACACCGUAACCGACUCCGGUGACACCGAGACGGAUAUUGAUGGUGAGACUGAUGAUGAGCCCACCAUUCGGGCGCCUCAUUCGUCGGCUUCCUCCGAGACGAUGAGCUUGCACUCUGCGGCAAGCGAUGCUGACUCAAUCUACACCGAGGAUGACCGGAGCGAGGUCGGCGAGGUCGCGCAUUCACAUCCUCUUGCGAACGGGGCGCGAACGGAAGACUACCGCCAACGGAACAUGAUGAGCCCGUAAGGCGUGCUUUCAGACUGCGGAACCGUCCCUACGGGCGAUGCAAGGCGACGCAGGUUACCGUGUGUCAUAGACGUGCUCAGAGUGCCGGGACGGCAGGAUCGUUGGACUGUGACGGAUGCGUUCGCGAAUGCCCGUCGUGUUGUGGAUGUCUUAUUACAGUAAGAACGUACCGGGACUUCGCUCAAGUUGCUCUCUAUCACGUUCGUACGACAUUGACCGUGCAUUUACUCUCCGUAAUCAUGCGCAUCGGUUCUUUAUUAUCCUCGUUGCUACAUUGUACAGUUGUGUUCAAUCCGUUUUUGUCCUCAUGUUCAUGCGCAAGUAUACUAUAUCGAGAAUUGGCAAA